CGAUAACAAUUUGCAUGUUUUACUCUGUCCACUGUCCACGUCAAUCAAUCCCAUUUCAUUUGAAUCAACCUCUGUUUCCACCUGACUACCUUGUCCUCCUUGACCUUUGAUUAUUUAGUUGUUAUUAGAAUCACCUCUGCAUACUACCCAGUCGCCGCCAGCAUACGAACCAAGCCAGUCCGCAGUCUCUCCUCCAGCGAACCCGAAGCACACAAUCAUCGCAAUCCACCUCCCACCAGGCAGCCGUUCGCUGUGUCUGCGAAUCAGCACCAAGCGUACCUGACUAUCCUGAUCAUGAUUUGACUCUGAAAAGCAUUAUACUCCAGCUGCCCAGAUAUCCAUCCUUUCGACUGUCAACCUCGCAACGGCAUGUCCGACAAUGUCACUCAAACUGCUACCCGCGUUUCAACUUUGGACGGUGCACCCGACCCUUAUGAUCACGAAAUAUCUUUGAUUGAUGCCACAGCUCCAGAUCGCCAGGAGGAAUCCAGGUCUGCCUCUCCCAGCCCAAGUCGGCCCAACUUGCCCAGGAAUCCUACCAAAAUUUCAGUCAAGGACCACCUCGCCCGAAGAAAGUAUGCCAAAUGGCAAGAGCAUGUUGUGUCUUCCAAACCCGUCAGCAUUGGCACAAAUGAUGUACCCUCUUCCCAAACCCCUUCCAAAAUUGAACCUGGUACUACGGUCCCACAAAGCCAGGCACUUGAUUUUGCCGGAGAACACUCCGAGCAUCGAAGCAGAAAAAGUCUGGAUAAGAGGAAGAGAAAGAACUUGACCUCUCCCAAGAAUUACAUCUACGAAAUUGACGUCCUUUACGAAAAUCAGCGUGGGUCUUUUUUCUGCGGAAUCCCUCUAUAUUCCAACUCUUCUCUUAUGCCAAUCGACCCCAGUCCAUGGCUCAGCAAAGACUUCCAUCAGUCUCCAGUCAAUAUCACCAAUGCUCAGGUGCCAGACCCAAGCUGGGAAUGGGCUUGGAAGUCCUGGUAUGUUGACAUGAGCUACGACGUCGAUGAAGAAGGUUGGCAGUACUCGUUUGCUUUCGGCCGCAAUUUCGCCUGGCAUGGCACCCAUCCGUGGUUUCACAGCUUUGUUCGCAGACGGAGAUGGCUGAGAAAGAGGAUCAAGAAGGCCAAAGUCCCAGCCGACACCAACGCAGGCACCCUGGGAGCUGCACAUCACUUGACGGGAGAUUAUUUUACUAUUCAUUCCAAGCGCGACAGGAGUCCAAUCAGUGCGGUCGAUGGGACAGGUAAAACCGCCAGACCCUCGAGCUACAUCAGCUACCCGGACUCUCUCGACGUCGACCAACCACCUGAAGAUGUCAAGAACACUGCCAGUCUCCUCAAGGCCCUCCGAUUCGCAAGCAUUGACCGUGAAAGGAUCGACGUGGUCAAAAAGUUCGUCCAAACUGCCCCCGCUGAUGAGCUGGCCUAUGUUCAGCACCACAUCGAGGACAUCAUGUCCUUUUUUGUCUUUCAAAAUUCGAGGCGACAGUUACUUACCUACCUAAAAGAAACUGCAAAUCAUGCGCGUGAACAUCGCGAGAAGCAUAGUCAGGAGGGCCGACCGGAAAGUGACCAAGAGAGUCGCAGAAUAGAUCAUUUACUGCAGGCCAUCGAGGCCGCCAACGCCCAAAUCACAGGCCUUGAGUAUUGGAGCGACAGAAAACAUGUCCUCAAGACUGUCGACGACGGAAGCGACAUCACUCGGGCAAUUGCAACCAUCUUUGAUGAGCCAGCCCCUAAACCGGAGCCCGAGUUGGAGCCAGUCAAGGAGAUCAAAGGAAUAUCGGAUCAGGCUGAAAUUACCGAAGAGAAACAAGCCAAAAUCUUUUCAUUCCCACCAAGACCUCCUAAUAAUGACACUCCUAAUGGAGAGCUGGACAAGGGCAAGGGAAGAGCCCAUGAUAGCGAAGACGAUCAGGUUGAAGAGGCUCCGCCUGCGAGGCUGAAAGCAGACCAAGUUCUGAUCCCUGACGAGGAUUUAGCGUAGGCGUUGGUGGGUUGCUACUUAUCCAUUACAUAGGCCAGGCCUUUCUUUAGCUGCAUUACUUUCCACGUUGUUUAA
This is a messenger RNA of Exophiala mesophila, 2064 nucleotides long. RefSeq lists its product as uncharacterized. The coding region runs from base 370 to 1989 and encodes 539 amino acids. The transcript has a single exon. NCBI's taxonomy places the organism in Eukaryota, Fungi, Ascomycota, Eurotiomycetes, Chaetothyriales, Herpotrichiellaceae. The record is from RefSeq and is a predicted model, not a curated record.